Molecule: messenger RNA, 1097 nt
Organism: Exophiala oligosperma
Lineage: Eukaryota; Fungi; Ascomycota; Eurotiomycetes; Chaetothyriales; Herpotrichiellaceae
Exons: 1
Coding region: 156-1097 (313 amino acids)
Source: RefSeq, a predicted model, not a curated record
AUAUCUCAUGCUAUGUAUACGGAGUACACAUAUCUAAAUCACUCUGUAUUAUGGACGUAUAAUCCCAUUGUGUAUCUAGGUAUCAUCCAUACAAACACGAGUGAGCGAUCGCUCUCAUACAGCUCCUACAAGCGUAAACGAUUACAGCUGACAAGAUGGGCUCGACGGGCGAGGUCUAUGUGACCAUUUCAGCACUCGAAGGAGGGCAACUCACUCUGCCAGAAAGACUGUUCAUCACAGAUGCGGAUCCGGAAAAAAAGGCGACUGUUCCCUCGUUGGCUUUCCUGAUCCAACAUCGCUCUCAAGAUGGCAAAUCCAGCAAACUCGUCUUCGACCUGGGUUUGAAACGCGAUCUGACCAAAUACCCUCCGGCACAGCAAGCACACAUCACCAACCGACAGCCUACCAUUCUCCGCCCUGAUGUCGGCGACAGCUUGAAAGCAGGCGGUCUCGAUCCGGCCAAAGAUAUCGACAUUGUGAUACCCAGUCAUCUCCACUGGGACCACGAGGGCACCCCGGACGACUUUCCCAACUCUCAGUUCGUCGUCGGGUCAGGGACACUGCACCUGCUCAAGCACGGAGCACCUCCUCACUACCCGAAAGAAAUCUUCAACCCAGACCUACUGCCGCGGGACAGGACUUUGGAAUUACCACCGGUGUCCAAGGACAGCGCGACCGCGGCGUCCAAGCAGACGAACCACACGUGGAAGCCCUUUGCAGGGUUCCCCGCCACGGUGGACUUUUUUGGCGAUGGCAGUGUCUACAUCGUCGACAGCCCCGGUCAUCUGUUCGGACACGUGAAUCUACUUGCAAAGACGGGACCCAAAAAGUGGGUGUACCUCGGGGGUGAUUGCUGCCACGACCCUCGCAUCCUGACCGGCGAAAAGGAUGUCGCACUGUACGACGACGGACACGGAAACCUGAGGUCUGUCCAUGUGGACACGGAGCAGGCGAAGGAGACGUUGAAACGGAUCGGUCCAUUGUUGAAGACCCCGACGCCUAGCCUCGAGGGAGGCAGCAGUGUCGAAGUGGUGGUGGCUCACGACGGGGUUUGGAGGAAGAACAAUCCUCACAAGUUCUUCCCCGGCACGAUAUAG